Molecule: messenger RNA, 2778 nt
Organism: Lacerta agilis (Sand lizard)
Lineage: Eukaryota; Metazoa; Chordata; Lepidosauria; Squamata; Lacertidae
Gene: HOOK1
Product: hook microtubule tethering protein 1
Exons: 22
Coding region: 193-2364 (723 amino acids)
Biological process (GO): cytoskeleton-dependent intracellular transport; cytoplasmic microtubule organization
Cellular component (GO): centrosome; cytoplasm
Molecular function (GO): microtubule binding; dynein light intermediate chain binding
Source: RefSeq, a predicted model, not a curated record
GGGUACGAGGCCGAGGCAGAUGGAGAGACGGGUGUCAGGGUUCAGGUGACACAAGCGGCGGCCGCCGGGCACGUAACUUGCGCAUUGUUCCGGGCGUAAGUGAGGUUGGUGCAUUGUGCGUUCCGCAGAAGAGCGCGGCGGCGGCGGCGCUGCUGCUGCUGCUGAGGGGAGAAGAAAACCGCCGCCGUCGCCAUGGAAGGGAAGCCGGGCGAGCAGCCGCUGUGCGACAGCCUCAUUCUCUGGUUACAGACAUUUAAUACUGCUGAAUCCUGCAAAGAUGUUCAGGACUUAACUAAUGGUGUUGCCAUGGCACAAGUUCUUCAUGAAAUUGAUGCUGCUUGGUUUGACAAAGUUUGGCUAAGCCGUAUUAAAGAAGAUGUUGGUGACAACUGGAGAAUAAAGGCCAGCAAUUUGAAGAAGGUUCUUCAAGGAAUUACAGAUUAUUAUCAUGAGUUUUUAGGUCAGCAGAUUUCAGAAGAUCUCCUUCCUGAUUUAAGCCAGAUAUCUGAACAUUCUGAUCCAGUAGAGCUGGGCAGGUUACUGCAGCUUAUUUUAGGCUGUGCGGUCAACUGCGAAAAGAAACAAGAGCAUAUACAAGUUAUAAUGACACUAGAGGAGUCUGUCCAACACGUUGUUAUGGCUGCUAUUCAAGAGUUGAUGAGCAAAGAAAUAGUGGGCUUUGUAAGUGAGUUGCCUGGCGAUCUGGAGCAACAGCUGAAAAGAACAUUGGAAGAACUCAAUGAAGUACUAGCAGAAAAAGAAGAGCUGAAACAAAGAUGCCAAGAACUAGACCUACAGGUGGCUGCCCUUCAAGAAGAAAAGAGCAGUUUGAUGUCUGAAAAUGAGAUUAUGAAUGAUAGACUGGACCAGCUGGAUGGUUCUCUUGAUGAUACAAAUACUGCAGUUGCAAAGAAGUAUUUCAAUGCGCAAAUGCAACUAGAGCAACUACAGGAAGAAAAUUUCAGGCUUGAAACUGCAAAAGAUGAUUAUCGUGUUCAUUGUGAAGAACUUGAGAAACAACUGGUUGAGCUUCAACAUCGGAAUGAUGAACUGACCUCUCUGGCAGAAGAAUCAAGGGCUCUAAAAGAUGAGAUUGAUGUUCUUAGGACGCUUGCUGACAAGACAAACAAGCUGGAGUCAACUGUUGAGGUUUACCGCAAAAAACUGGAGGACCUGAAUGACUUUCGCAGACAGGUGAAAUCACUUCAGGAAACAAAUAUGAUGUAUAUGCACAAUACCGUUAGCCUAGAGGAAGAGCUGAAGAAAGCCAACGCAGCCCGUGCACAGCUAGAAACUUACAAAAGGCAGGUCCAAGAACUUCAUAACAAACUUUCUGAAGAAUCCAAAAGAGCUGAUACACUAGCAUUUGAACAGAAGCGACUGGAAGAGAAGCAUGAAGCAUUAAUUAAAGAGAAAGAGAGAUUGAUAGUUCAGCGUGAUGCACUGAAAGAGACAAAUGAAGAGCUCAGGUGUUCACAGAUGCAGCAGGAUCACCUGAACCAAACAGAUGCAUCCGCUGUUAAAAGUUAUGAAAAUCUUGCUGCUGAAAUUCUGCCUGUGGAAUAUAGAGAAAUGUUCAUCCGGCUGCAGCAUGAAAACAAGAUGCUCCACUUGCAACAAGAGGGAUCAGAAAAUGAACAAAUUGUGGAGCUUCAAGAGAAGCUAGAACAAAAGCAUCGAACAAUAAAUGAAUUAGAGACUGAAAACAGGCUGAGCAAGGAGCGGGUUGGAGAGCUGCAGCAGCAGAUUGAGGACCUGCAGAAGACCUUGCAGGAACAAGAAUCCAAGACAGAAGAGGAAGGGUCCAGCAAGCUGAAGCAGAAGAUAGCAGCACACAUGGAAAAAUUGAGUGAAGUCCAUGAUGAAUUACAGAAGAAGGAGGCGCUUCUUGCAGACCUGCAGCCAGAUCUAAAUCAAAAUGCACAAAAAAUUGAAGAACUGGAAGCAGCUUUGCAUAAGAAAGAUGAAGAUAUGAAAUCGAUGGAGGAGAGGUAUAAAAUGUACCUGGAAAAAGCAAGAAGUGUGAUAAAAACGUUGGACCCCAAAUUAAAUCCCGCAUCUGCUGAAAUCAUGUUGCUGAGGAAACAGCUGACAGAGAAAGAUAAAAGAAUUGAAGCACUUGAGGGAGAAUGUAAAUUGGCCAGGCUACAUGACCAUGAAGAAAAGUUAAUUGUGUCUGCAUGGUACAACAAGAGCUUAGCGUUUCAUAAACUGGGCAUGGAAUCUAGACUCCUAAGUGGGAAUGCUGCCUACAAAGACGCUGGUCCCUGCACACCCGGGCGCUCUUUCCUUGCACAGCAACGGCACGUGACCAAUACCCGAAGGAAUCUUUCUGUUAAAGUACCACCUGCAACAUCAGAUUAAACCACAGAGGAUAUUCGUGCACUAAAGUGUCCUUAACUUAUUUUGUAACUUUUGUUUUAAACUACCUGACGAAGAGCGUGAUUGUGAUGCUGGGCAUCAGCUAUUUCACACCUGAGACCAUAAGGCUGGUAAAUUUGAUUUGGCCAGAGAUGACUAUAAGAAGCAACAUGUGUCAAAUUACUUAUCUUGAUUUUAAACAGAUCUGAGGUAUGUGUUUAUAAGCACAGCUCAAAAGGAGUUUUAUUUGUCUUCAUAAUGUAUAUAUAAAUACCAAAAUUGGCAUCCUAUUUAAAAUUCUAUUUAAUGUUUUAGUCUAGGAUGUGUACUGAUUUUAGUGGGAGUACAUUUUUAUGACUGUCAUCUGCACAAAGAAAAGUAAUCCCCCCCCCCCGGACCUUCUGCUACUUUACAAAA